GCAAAACUACAAACAUCAAUGCAUAUUUAAAUAUUGAAGAUAAUUUUUUUUGUUAAAUGCGAUUUAAUUUUUACUAUCAAUAAUCAGUUAUACUAAUUUUAUUGUGUUGAAAAUAACAGUGUAUUUUUCGGAACUAAUACAGAAGGACAUAGAUUAGAAAUAAUUAGAUGCGAAUGAACAACAGGUCGAAAACAAUUUUUUAAAAUGAAAUUAGAAAACGAAUGGGAUAAACUUAUAGAGCUGCAAUUUAAAUAUCAAGAAAAUGAUGAUCUAACUAUAAGUAAGAAACAUAACCUAGGAAAUUUUUUUUCAGAUAAGGCAAUGGUUGUAGUAAGCAGUAACUGGGUGAAAAAUGUUGCUACAUACCCGCCUUCAGAUGUUAUUGACGAUGUGGUGAUCAACGAAAAUAUGGCAGCCAAAGCGAUCUUGACCUGUCGUCCUAACUCCCAUCAUUUUCAAGAACGUACCUUGAUACUAGAUCAGCCCGUUAAAGUGGGUAGAUCUAUCGCAAGGGCCAAACCCACCGGUACAAACGCCAUUUUUGAUUGUAAGGUAUUAUCUAGACACCAUGCGCUGCUUUGGUAUGAAAAUGGUAAAUUUUUUCUACAGGAUACGAAAAGCAGUAAUGGAACUUUUGUAAAUAAUAGUCGAUUGACUCAAGAUAACGGCCAUCAUGAGCUCAGUUCAGGUGAUAUAGUGCAAUUCGGAGUGGACGUUAUAGAAAAUAAUAGAAAAGUCACUCACGGUUGUAUCAUUGCGACCAUAAAAUUAUAUUUGCCUGACGGGAAAGAAGCAAAAGCCAGUCCUAUAGCUGAUGGAAAUACCCACGGUAUAGUUCCUCUAGAUGAUCUUUACCGUUUAAAUCAAAUAAUACAAGAGGCGAAUCAACGAGAACAAUGUCUAGAGACUAAAUUAACCGAAUUACAACAUGUGGUGGACGAAACGAGAAAAUCGGCCGAAGAAAGUUGGCAGGCCUACGUCGGUGAAGAACGUCUUCUAUCAAGAGUGUCUGCACUAGAAACGCAAUUACAAAGGGCUAGUAAAAAUUGGAGUGAAGAAAGAUUUAGAGAGGAAUUAACAAGGUUGCAGGAAGACAACGAAGCUUAUCAAAUAUCCGCUAAAGCUGCUCUGGAAAAACUCCACGCCGAUAGGUUACAAGCACUAGCUUUAGCAGUGGAACAAGAAAGGGCUCGAAUAUCCGCUGAACAGGAAGCUCUAAUAGCAAAGGAACAAUUUGCUCAAGCUCAAGUCGAAUUAGAGGAAAUAGCGAGGCAAUUAGGGGAACAACAAUUAGAAGCGAAUGAACAACGUACCAAAUUGGAACAGUGCAUACAAGAUCUAGAAACGAAAUUAGAAACCGAAUCGGCCAAACUAUUAGAAUUACAAUUGAAAUUUCAGGAAAAAAAUGCCUUAACUUUGUCUGAUAUACAAAAUCUGGGAUCUAUAGUAUCGGAAACUCAAUCGCAUAUUAUUUAUAACGACGAUAUGAAAUGCAAAGAAGAUAUGCUUAGUGAAAAUGAAGACAGCGAAUCUCUUACAAACCAAUCGAACGGCUUAAGUAGUCACAUAAAUCUAACAGUAGGACCUGUAGAAGAAAAGUACGAAUCCGAAAAAGUCGAAUUGGAACCAAAUGCAGAUGAGAAAAACUCGAAUGAUUUAAGAAAUGAACAACACGAAGAAGUUAAACGGGUUACAUUUAACAUACCGGAUGAUUCGGAAUCUGACCAGGACAAAACGGACCCUUCAGAUGAAUCCGAAGAAUCGACCGAAAGGGCGGACACAGUCGAUUCGAAAACGCUCAAAUAUCAAUUCCACGCCGCGCAAAACGAACUGAAACGAAAAAUCGAAACGUUGGAAUCGAUAGGAAACACGUACAGGAACAAAAUAGUCGAAUUAGAUAAAGCCCUAAACGAAGAGAAAAUCAUAUCGAAAGAUAGGACAGAAGAAAACGAAGUAUUAAAACAAGAAGUCGUACUACUCAGACAGAAAUGGAAAGAAUGUUCCAACGAAAAUCAACAAUACAGGGAUAAAAUGUCCGCCCUCAAUUCGGAAUUAGAAACCGCUUUAGAAAAAUUAAAACAAGCCGCGGAAACGAAAGAGAAAAUCGAAAACGUACCGGCCGAACCGAACAUAUUAAAACCGUUCGUAUCAUUGGAGCAACUGGCUCAAAUAGAAGAAGAACUUGUGUUGCUGAAAGAACGUUACGCUCAAGUUAGCGAAGAUAAGAUGGCGUUGCGACACGAUUUGGCAACGCUGAAGACUCAAUACGACGCUAUCUGCAACCGUUUCUAUAACAAAUUUUUCUGGUACGUCGCCCCACUAGUCGCCAUGGUGUUUUACCUUCUAAUCAGCGCCAUGAUAUCUUGAUUCGCGGCGAUAAUUUUGUUAUUCUUUUAUUUUUUCAUCGAGUUUCUUUUAAAAAUUAUUAAUGAGACGUAAUGAAGCGUCGAACGGCGAAAGUGGGAGAACGUGUACUAAGGAAACUUCAAAUUAUACUUUCGCGUUAUUUUAAUCGUUAGAUUUUGAUACAAAUCGAUUUGGAAUCGAUUUUUCUUACUUAUUGGUUGAUGAUAGGGUUUUGUACCAAAAAGUGACUUGGACUUAGAUCAAAUUAACCUACAAAAUUUCGUUUAAACCGAUGAAAUACUAGAAUUAGACUGUUUGUAUCCUUUUAAUUCCUUAAUGAAGGAAAUAUCAUCAAAAAUUGAGUAAAAUCCUGGUUUGGCUCAAAAUUUUUUAGCUGAUGAUGAGAUAUUUCGAUUUUACUGGUGGAUUUAGACGUGCCUCUUUCGAUUUUCAUUUAAUAAUGUUUUUUGGAUUGGAUUAAUGUUUUGGUCUCAUUUGUACCGAUUUUUUUUUUCUAUUUUCACCUUUAAAUUAAGUCAAAAAUUAAUGUUUUCCAUUAUUAUCCACUGGAGACUUGUCUUUCCAUGUUUGUGAUCUGAAACUAUAAUCAAAAGUUGCCCCUUAUUGACAACAGUAGAAUUUUGGAGAAAAUUUGUGGAUCGUUUCUUCUUUUAAUCAUUUUAUGACGUCCUUGUUACGAUUCCAGGAUUAUUCUUCUUCUUUUCCUUUUACUCGUCCAGGUGUUCGAAUGAGUAAUUUUGCUCUUCUUGUACCGAUUUCUUCUUCUGUCUUCGGUUCUUUCUCCAUAAUUAUCAACUUAAACUCCAUUUCCAUUACAAAUUACCGUCACUCAAACAAGUUCCCGCUAUAAAUGAAGAAUUUUCUCAAUUUUUUCCACUUAAACUCCUUUUCCAUUAAAAAUUAUCAUCAUUUAAACAAUUUAGGGCUGUAAAUAAAAAGUUUUUUCGAUUAUUAUCCUCUUAAACUCCUUUUCCAUUAAAAAUAAAGAGUUUUCUCCAUAAUUAUCCGCAUAAACUCCUUUUCCAUUAAAAAUUACUGCCAAUAAAACACUUUUUGACUUAUAAUAAAGAGUUUUCUCCAUAAUUGUCUACUUAAACUCCUUUUCCAUUAAAAAUUAUCACCUAACCAAUUUAGGGCUAAAAAAGUUUUCUCGAUUAUUAUCCUCUUAAACUCCUUUUCCAUUAAAAAUGAAGAAUUUUCUCAAUUAUCCACUUAAUUUCUUUUCCAUUAUAAAUGAAGAGUUCUCUCCAUUAUUAUCCAUUAAAAACUUUCCUAGUAUUGAUUGUCCAUUACUGUAAUAAAAUUCAUUUUGCGAAUUUUCUGGUGAAUUAAUAGUGAAAAGUUAUCCUAAACUUUCUAUUCUAACAUUUGGGGAGCUUCCUGUUAAGUACAACACUCUGUAGAAUUCACUUUAUAACGUUAAUAUGUAAAAACCGAGGUAAAGUAUUGAUUUCAACGAUUCUUCUGUUUUUUGUUUUGUCAUUGUGAAUCGAGUGAAAUCCAUUACAUCAAUCGAAUGGAUUUUUCUCACUUCAAUGUAUUACUCUUAACUUUUAUUUACUCUAUUUUCUCAUAUUUACAAGUUAAAUGCUGUUUCCAAAGUUUCUAUUAUCAUUUGUGAUUGUGAAUCGAAUUAAAACGCAUUAGAUCAAUCGAAUCGAUUUUAAUAUCGAUUUCGUUCACUUUAGUGUAUUACUCUUGACUUUUAUUUACUCUAUUUUCUUAUAUAUCAAAAGAGAGAUUCACGAGCAUGCGUACAAGAUUAGAUUAACAAUCGAUUUUUUUUCGAUGACACGUUCCUCUACUUACUGCCAAAAAGAAUCGAUGUUGAUGACACUAAUACCUAAAUAAAUGUGUUCAACUAGUGAAAAAUUUAAAUAACUCAAUAUCGAUAUAAAUCGAUUAUUUCGAUGCUAUCCGAUAUCACGGUGAUCGUUAAAUAUUUAUUCAUAUCUCAUUGUAUUGACGACGUCAAAGUAUUGAUUGCAAUUUUUCGAUUUCGUCGAUAAGCGAAUGAAAAUUUCUUGUGGUGCAACCGCGAAAUUUAAAAAUAUUUUUUCAACAUUUUUCUACGUGUUGAAAAUGUUGAAGUGGCUUAAGAUUGCAGUGAUGCGACUGAUAAUUUGUUUCGAUGAUAUUACAAUUUGGGAUAUUUUGUUUUUGUUCUUUGAAAUCCUUUUAAAAAAAUAUGUAGAACUGUUUAUUAAUUGGAAAUCCAAAAGAAGAAAAUGGCGUGCUUUAGUCAUUUAUAAUUCGAUAAAAAGAAGUGGUCUACUGAUUGAUAUGUAUUAUUCUUCUUUUUUAAAUCGAUAAAGAAAAUGGUCUAUUAAUGGUAACGUCGUCUUACUUUUUAAUCUUCGCUUAACAUACAGAAGUUUUUUGAUUUAUAUUCAGUAUAAUUCGCGAGGUUUUGGUAUAUUUGAACUACUGUAAUAAUUAGAAAUAUUUUUAAAUCAUUUUACUUCAAUAAAAUGACUAUUUUUUCAUUUUAUAUCAAAUGUGAUGUAAAUAAUAUGGUCAACUGACGUCUUCUUUUUUUAAUCUUCUGUCGGUUUUUUAAGGUUCUUCGUUUAUGGACUGAGGUGACCUUUUCUUCUUUUUUAAUAUUCAUAUUGACAUACAGAGAAGUUUCAGCUCAAUGAAAUGGCGAUUUUUUUUUUCAUUUUCUACUUAAUGUAGUGAAAAGUUUGUAUAUGAAGUCAGUCGACGUUGUCUUCUUCGUUUUUUUAAAUUUUCUGUUAGUUUUAUAAAAGAUUCUUUGUUUAUGAACUGAGGUGACGUUUUCUUCUUUUUUUAUUGUUCGUUGUGACUACUAUAACAAUAGACAAUAUUCCUAGAACGUUUUAGUUCGAUAAUAUGACGACUUUUUUGUCAUUUUCUACCUAAUGUGGUGACAGGUUUGUUUAUGAAGUCAGUCGACGUCGUCUUCUUCUUUUUUUAAUUUUCUGUUAGUUAUAUACAAAGUUAUUUGUUUAUAAAGUAAGGCGACGCCAUCUUAUUUUUUCAUCUUCUGUUUAUAAGGUCGAGUAACGUCGCCUUCUUCUUUUUUAAUUUUCUUAUUGAUAUAUGGGAUAUUCUUCGUUUUAUAUUAAUUUUAAUUUGCGAGGUUUUAGUACAUUUGAACUACUGUAAGAAAGCGCAAUAUUUUUAAAAGUUUUUAUUCCAUAAAAUGAUGAAUUUGGUCAUUUUACCACCAUAAAGGUUAUAUUAAUUUCUGUUUCUUAAACUCUAGUUUGUUUGUUUGUCAAGUUAAAUGAACUCUUCUUCUUUUUUAAUCUUCUCUUUGUUAUAUAGAACGUCCUUCGUUUGUCUUAAAUUUAGUUUAAUUCGUCAGGUUUUGAUACAUUUGAACUACUAUAACAGUGGGUGCUAUUCUUAAAAAUUGUGCCUGUUUUAUUUCAAGAAAAUUCAGUCAUUUUCCACUAAAUUUGGUGAAAAUAUUUCGUUAAUCAAAUCAGAUGACGUCGUUUUCUUCUUUUUUUUUUUCAAUCUUUCUUUAUCUGUUUGAAAUUUUUUUUCACGUUCAAAAUGGCCAUUUUGUACAUUUGAACUACUUUAAUAUUCAACAGUU
Messenger RNA from Diorhabda carinulata, 5938 nucleotides. It is a transcript of the gene Slmap, whose product is annotated as sarcolemmal membrane-associated protein. The transcript is spliced from 11 exons. Gene Ontology annotation, molecular function: protein binding. Lineage: Eukaryota; Metazoa; Arthropoda; Insecta; Coleoptera; Chrysomelidae. The record is from RefSeq and is a predicted model, not a curated record. Bases 205 to 2367 code for a protein of 720 amino acids.